This is a messenger RNA of Lolium rigidum, 762 nucleotides long. Its product is annotated as protein LURP-one-related 8-like. Lineage: Eukaryota; Viridiplantae; Streptophyta; Magnoliopsida; Poales; Poaceae. The record is from RefSeq and is a predicted model, not a curated record. The coding region runs from base 1 to 762 and encodes 253 amino acids. The transcript is spliced from 2 exons.
AUGAGCCGGAUACACCCCAACGCGGAGGCCUCGAGGCGGCGCCUCCUGCUGCGAGACGGCCCUGGCGGCGGCGCCGCGGUUUCGGCGGACUCGGCGUCGGCGUCCGCGGCGGCGAAGUGCUACACGGUGUGGAUGCGGUCGAGCAUGGGGUUCCAGGGCACGGACGGCUUCUCCGUCUACGACGCCGGGGGCGCGCUCGCCUUCCGUGUCGACAACUACUCCCGCCGCCGGAAGAUCUUCGCCGGCGAGCUCACGCUCAUGGACGGCCACGGCGCGCCGCUCCUCUCCCUCAGGCCGCAGAUCAUCAGCAUGCACGACCAAUGGAACUGCUACAAAGUGCCAGAAGAAGGCCAGACAAAGCGGGCAAGAUCGCAGCAGCUCUUCUCCAUUAGGAAAUGCUCGGUCCUGCAGGGCAACCGCGAAGCAGAAGUGUACAUGUCCUCAUCCUGCGCCACCACCACCACCACGACCUCACCGGCAUCAGACCCUGCUCCUCCUCCCGGCCCCCAGGCCCCUAGCUUCUGGAUCGAGGGAUGCUUCCGGAGGAGGAGCUGCAAGAUCCGCCGGAGCGUCGACGGCCAGGAGGUGGCGAGGAUCGCGAGGAAGAAGGCCGGGCCCGGCAAGGCGCCCCUGACGCUCGGCGACGACGUGUUCAGCCUCGUGGUGCAGCCCGACGUCGACUGCGCGGUGAUCAUGGCCCUCGUCGUCGUUCUCGACCGGAUCUGCUGGAGGCCCUACACGCCGUUGAUAUGCUCUUCGUAG